This is a messenger RNA of Vombatus ursinus (common wombat), 1227 nucleotides long. It is a transcript of the gene RBFA, whose product is annotated as ribosome binding factor A. The transcript has 7 exons. Gene Ontology annotation, biological process: rRNA processing. The coding region runs from base 46 to 1221 and encodes 391 amino acids. The record is from RefSeq and is a predicted model, not a curated record. Lineage: Eukaryota; Metazoa; Chordata; Mammalia; Diprotodontia; Vombatidae.
UAGCGCGCUCUUGCGUUUGUGGAGCCUGCGGGGGCGGUCGGAGCCAUGUGGGUCGCGUUGGGGCGAUCCCGCUGCUUCUCCUGCAGGGAGUCGGAAGUGGCUGCUUGGAGGGGGAGCGGAGCCGUGGCGGCCGGAGCCCGGAGUCGGCGGCUGAGCCCUGAGGCCGGCGGAGGCGGCGACCCCGCAGUGCCCGGCCUCCUUCCGGGCCGGCCCCUGGGCCGGGGCCUGCACGGGUCUCCCGUCGCCUGCGGCAAUAAGAAUUUGAUCAAGAAAUUUGCUUCGAAAACCAAAAAGAAGUUCUGGUAUGAAAGCCCUUCCCUGGGACCUUACCUAACACACAAUACAUCCAGCUGGGAAAAUCUAAUGAAACAUACUUCAAAGAAGACGAGGAAAGAAGAUAGUAUACGCAAAAGGGCCCUGGAUGGCAUUCUUUAUCAAGCAUUGUCAGACUUGAUCUCUACCUCUGAAGUGAAUCAAGAUGUCUAUGAUCUGAAUGUGGAGUUUUCUAAGGUGUCUCUUGCCCCAGAUUUCUCAGCCUGUCGUGUGUACUGGAAGACAUCCCUCUCCGCUGAGCGGAAUGAUCACAUAGAAACAGUUUUACAGAAGAGUGCUUCACGUUUCAGGCAUCUUUUGAUUACCCGUCAAAUCCUAAGAAAUGUUCCUCCAAUAGUAUUUAUUCGUGAUAAAGAAAGUGCAGCAAUAGCAGAGGUAAAUCGGUUAUUGGAAAUUGCUGACUUUGGACCCCCUGAUGAAAAAGAUUUGGCACAAAGUGACUCAAGUGAACAUAAGGCUUCAGCAGCUUUUGUAUCAUCUCGUGUGUCAGAAUCCACCGUUCAACCAAGUCUCUUUGGAAUUGACCAUGAGGCACUCCACAAACAGAUAAUGGAGUACAAAAGAAACAAAGGGAAAGGGCACGAAGGUGUAAGCAUUGCGAGUGCAGAGCAAGAGCAGGAGCAGGUAGCCAUGCUGCAGAAGCAGGUGAGGAAGAAAAUGAAGAAGGCAAAGCAUCCCAUGGAUGAUGACAUUACCCCCCAGGAAUAUUUCCUCAACAGAUAUUAUGAUAAUCAGCCGGAUAAUGAUGAUACACUUUUUGAAAAACAUAAACCAGAGUAUGAAUUGCAGGAAGCAUUAGAGAAAUUGGAGUUAGAGGAUAAUAGUGUUUGUAAAGAACAAAGUUCAUUAACUAUAGUUCUUGGAGAAAAUAAACUUAAGAAGUGUUAACUUUUC